AUGAAGCUAUUGUUGAGAACAUGUAUUUUUGUGCAAAGUUUAUUUGUUUUAACGGGAAGUUACAGAAUUUUAGGUGUAUGUCCUAUGACAUCACAUAGUCAUUUUACUUUGGAAUUUAGGUUAUUGAAAGCACUCGCGGAUCGUGGUCAUGAAGUGGUCAGUAUUAAUAGUCAUCCACAGAAAGAGAAAAUUAAAAAUUUUAGGGAUGUGUCUGUUAAAGAAAUUGAAAAAUCUGUAAGUGAGUUCAUUGCCGAAAUAUUUGAUUUCCCCAAAAUGCCUUAUAUCUGGCAGCUCUUGCGAAUGGUAGACUACCGUAGAGUCGUGACCACAGCUACAUUUAAAAACAAACAUGUUCAAGAUCUAAUGAAGUCAAAUGAAACAUUUGAUUUGGUGAUAAUGCAUCAUUUCGUCAAUGAUGCUAUGGUUAUUUUCGCACACAAAUUUAAAUGCCCACUAAUAAUUUUAGCUCCUGGACCAGUCACUCCUUUUAACAAUUUUAUGUUCGCCAAUCCCACACCAUCGUCAUACGUGGCGAAUGUGUUAACAUCUUAUGGCUCAGAAAUGAAUUUCUGGGAAAGACUGGAUAAUACAUUCAAAAAUAUACUUGCUGAACUGGUCGUGCAUUACAGAUACCUUCCGUCGCAGGAUGCCAUUUUAAAGGAUGCCUUUUCUGAUUCCCCACCAUUAUCUUCUAUAAUUUACAACGCCAGCUUAAUGCUUGUUGUCACAAACCCCAGUUUAGACGACCCAGUUCCUCUACAACCGAACAUUAAGGAAAUUGGAGGUUAUCAUAUUUUACCACCGAAACCGCUACCCAAAGAUCUUCAAGAGUUUAUGGACAAUUCAACAGAAGGGGUAGUAUUUUUUUCAAUGGGAUCUAAUAUUAAAAGUUCUGACUUCAGUGUAAAAGCACGUAACGCAGUUUUGAAUGCAUUUUCAAAAAUACCACAAAAGGUUUUAUGGAAAUAUGAAGAAGAUUUAACAGAAAGACCUGCAAAUGUAAAAAUUAUUAGCUGGCUUCCUCAGAAUGACAUAUUAGCACACAACAAUACGAAGGUUUUUAUAUCACACGGUGGAUUACUAGGCACACUAGAAGCUAUUCAUUAUGGUGUACCUAUAUUGGGAGUUCCAGUUUUCUGGGAUCAGGAAAGAAACAUAAAUUCCGUCGUCAAAAAAGGGUUUGGCUUGAAGUUAAUGUAUAACAACCUCGAAGAAAAAGCGUUUGAGGAAUCUCUGAAAGAAAUACUCAAUAAUCCUAAAUAUAUGAAAAAUGCAAAGAAACAAUCAAAAAUAUUGCACGAUCAACCAAUGAAACCAAUGGACGAAGCAAUUUUCUGGUGCGAAUAUGUGAUAAGGCAUCAAGGAGCUCCACAUUUACGCUCAAAGGCUUUGGAUCUCUAUUGGUAUCAGCUGUAUUCCUUAGAUAUUUUUGUAUUUGUUUUUGCAUCUGUUUUUGGUAUUUAUGCUAUUUUAAAAUUAUUUAUCAAGUAUAUUGUAAAAAAUAACAUACAUAUUUAUGAAAAGAAAAAUAAAUGA
Molecule: messenger RNA, 1536 nt
Organism: Diabrotica balteata
Lineage: Eukaryota; Metazoa; Arthropoda; Insecta; Coleoptera; Chrysomelidae
Source: the annotation of a GenBank genome assembly